This is a messenger RNA of Osmerus eperlanus (European smelt), 1897 nucleotides long. It is a transcript of the gene c22h19orf67, whose product is annotated as chromosome 22 C19orf67 homolog. The record is from RefSeq and is a predicted model, not a curated record. Lineage: Eukaryota; Metazoa; Chordata; Actinopteri; Osmeriformes; Osmeridae. The coding region runs from base 624 to 1667 and encodes 347 amino acids. The transcript has 7 exons.
AAACAUUUCUGAUUGAAAUUACGAAUAAGUGUGUGUGUGGCUGCUUGCACCACUUAUGAAAUACGAUUCAUAUAGGCAAAAGGCACAGCCCAUGAUGCAAAUAAAAAUAGGACGUUUCUUUCCAAAUACAUUGAUGCGUGGGAAGAACGUCAGCACCACAUUCAACGCAUUUGGGUAAAAGCACAAUGGACGGUUGAGACGUUAACGACAAAUUUGCGUUGCCCAGAGUUAAGUUGAAAGCAAACCGCACAUCCAACUAAGAUGGACAUGCUCGAUCUGCAGUCCAGGGGAGUUAAUACCAAUUUGUAGUUUGUAUCCGAAAGUGUACAUUUUCAAUGUGGAGCUGUACAGAAAGGACUUGGGGAAGAUAGCUAGCUGAUUACACGCUGCAGAAAUUUAACAGACACGAGAUAAAGGCCCCGAUAGGUUGUUACAGUAGCUAGCUUACUGAAUUAACCGUGUAUCUGAAGGGUUAAUUUAAUCACAUAAAGUCUACUCUAAUGUUCCAGAUGUUCCAUAUUUUUGUUAACGUGUUAGCUAGUUUGUAAGGGCUACAGUCAAAUGUCAAGGUGUCCGAGUUUGAAGUGAAGUCAGAAGAAAGCACGGUGCAAGAGUUAGGGGAGAUGGACAAGAACGAUCCAAAACAAGAUGUUAUAAAAGAGCCGGAUAAAGACGAUAGUGAUGUUUUGACGCCCUCUGGUGAUAUGCAGACGGAUUGCAGCGCUGUAGAGAUUGGGUGUGACGCUUCCAAACAGCCCUGCCAAGACGUUAACGUUUUGAAUGAGAAACUCCGACCUAUAGAACAACAACUAAAGUACCUUCUGAACAAGGCUGAAGAGGUUCAGGCGCACUUAAUGCACAGCAGGUGUGACCAUGUGCAGAAUGAGGGCUUUUCUUGUGCGGUGCCUACGUUCCUGCGAACCUGUCAGCCAUACUUCAGUUACCUGGAGUCCACCGCCCGCAGCUCUCUGCCCGAGCGCACCCCUCUACCCAUAUGCAUACGCUCACAGCUGUUAGACUUCUCUCAGCAGCUGUGUACUCGCCUGGAGCAGUUGGUCCUCACUUAUGCCAGUUACAACUUCCUGUCCCUGGUUGAGUCUGAGCCAGACAGCAUCUCCCACUUCUACAUAGGCUAUUGUCAGAUAGACAGAGUGAAACUCUCCAUAUUCCGGUACUGCCGGCCGACCCCCUACCUGGCAGGGAUUCAUACCGGCCUGUACAAACGCAUGCGCUGGAACGUAGUGAAGCCCUGCAAGGGGAAGGAGGGAGAGAGAGGAGAGGCAGAAGGAGAGAGAGACAUAGGAAAGACAGAUGGAGACUCGGAGCGAGAGACCGCAUCAGUAAAAGAGUCAGCCGUCACAACAGAGUACUACUUCCUGUGUUACGAGGACAUCCCCAAGGAGCACACAGUGGGACGCAGCGAGGGAGAGGAGGAGCCUGUUGCCACUGGCGACUUAGUUAGGAUGUGGUCCAUUGGCUAUUGGAUCCCAACCCACCCUGACCCAGAUGAUAUCUAUGACUGGAUCCUGUGCAGUGUUCCUCAGGGCCAGUAUGGCAAGCUGCUGUGUCUGGGUGGGGAGGAGCCCUCCGCCUGCAGUGCCACAGACUGCCUGCUGGGGGUGCUGUUGUCGCAGGAGAGCGUCAGUAUGGAGAGAGCUUCCCUCUGACCACACUGCUGCUGGAUCACAUGUUGGUACGUGACCCAAUGGUUCACAUGUGGGACUUGGGGGGGGGGGGGGGGGGGGUGGGAUCGGAUUGCAGUUGUUCUUAAGGUUUUCUAUUGUGUUAUAUAGAAUUUAUAUUUUAAAGGUUUGUCGUUUAACUUUUAGUCUUAGAAUUUUAAUGUCAUGUUCACAAAAGUACUUUUAGAAUAAACGUAUUUGAGGGGGGGGGGGGU